This is a messenger RNA of Salvia miltiorrhiza (redroot sage), 999 nucleotides long. RefSeq names its product RING-H2 finger protein ATL67. The record is from RefSeq and is a predicted model, not a curated record. Gene Ontology annotation, molecular function: transferase activity. Gene Ontology annotation, biological process: protein ubiquitination. Bases 206 to 778 code for a protein of 190 amino acids. NCBI's taxonomy places the organism in Eukaryota, Viridiplantae, Streptophyta, Magnoliopsida, Lamiales, Lamiaceae. The transcript has a single exon.
AAGAAGUAAAUUAAUCAAAAAAAAAAAAAUCUGAGAAGAGCAUCGCCAUCAUUCAUCUUCUAUAUUGGUCAUUAAAUGAGUUGCUCUGUGUAUUAAAUGCUGCAGCUCAGCACCUCCACCCACCCAUCUCUCUCUCUCUCUCUCUCUACAAUUUCCCCCUCAUUCAAAUGGCCAUGCCCACCACCCCCACCCUCCGCCUCUCCCAAUGUCCACCGCCCCCCCGCCGCCCCUAGCCGCCGCCACGAAACCCUCCUUCUCCCAGAACCUCACCUCCAUCGGCCUCGGCUACGCCAUCGCCAUCGCCCUCGGCUUCCUCGUCCUCUUCUCCACCAUCCUCCUCUCCUCCUACAUAUGCUGCCGCUCCAUCGCCGCCCGCCGCCGCCGCCGCAACCCCAGCCGCUCCGCCGAGAACAGCGUCUACCUCCCGCGGAUCAUCUUCGUCGCCGAGGACGACGACAGCGAGGGCCAAAACGUCGUCGCCGGCCUCGAUCAGGCCGUCAUCAACUCCUACCCUAAAUUCGUGUUCACGAAGAGGAGCGGCGCCGCAGCGGGCGACGGCGUCUGCUCGAUUUGCCUCUCCGAUUACAGGGAAUCGGAGAUGCUGCGGAUGCUGCCGGAUUGCCGGCACUGCUUCCACGUCAUGUGCGUGGACGCGUGGCUGAAGCUCAACGCGUCCUGCCCUGUCUGCCGGAAUUCGCCGCUGCCGACGCCGCUGUCGACGCCGCUGCAGGAGGUGGUGCCGCUGUCGCAGUACUCCGACGGGCGGAGGAGGGGUUGAUUUGGGAAUUAGGUAGUGUUUUAGGGGUGGAAGUGUGAUUUUUGGGUUUAGGUGGGGGUGGAAAUGUAAAUAGCCUUUUUUGGUUAGUUUGGAGCUUUGUGGGAGUUUGGCGUUAAUCGGUCGGUUUCUUAUUUCAUCCUUUUGGAAGUUGCUUUUUUCAUAAUUUUUUUUGUUUUUGUUGCCCCUUUUCGGUGAUUAAUGGAUGUGAUUCUAUUUAUGGA